Molecule: messenger RNA, 3627 nt
Organism: Rhopalosiphum maidis (corn leaf aphid)
Lineage: Eukaryota; Metazoa; Arthropoda; Insecta; Hemiptera; Aphididae
Gene: Scr
Product: homeotic protein Sex combs reduced
Exons: 2
Coding region: 616-1791 (391 amino acids)
Biological process (GO): anterior/posterior pattern specification; regulation of transcription by RNA polymerase II
Cellular component (GO): nucleus
Molecular function (GO): RNA polymerase II cis-regulatory region sequence-specific DNA binding; DNA-binding transcription factor activity, RNA polymerase II-specific
Source: RefSeq, a predicted model, not a curated record
CACUCGCCUCCGAACGCGGAUCGCCGCCGCAGUCGUAAAUUACGCUAGCACGUGGCCCCCAGCCCCGUCCGACGGUAUAUUAUAAUAUAAUAUUGUUAUUAUCGUGAUUUAAUAUAUAUAUUAUUAUUAUUUGUUAUUAUUCGCGGUCGCGACGCGCGAGUGAUUUUUUUGUCGUUCGACGCAUAUGAUUAUCGCGAAUUGUACUGUUUGCGGAAAUUUCGUCGCGGGUAUCCGAAAAUUUUAAAAUUUUAAUUUUUUUUUUUUUUUUUGAUUUUCGUUUUCGAGUGCGUUCGAUUUCGCGUUUUUUCCGGUUCUUUUUUCCGGCGGCACAGACAUUAUGACGCCGUUUUCGAAUGGCAUGUUGGAGACCUGACGACUUACGAUAUAUAUAUAUAUACACACAUAUACUCAUAUAGGUAUACUACUCCUCGUAAAUAUAUAUAUAUAUAUAUAUAUAUAAUAUACAAGCGUAUAUAUAGAUAAAACACGGUUCAUCGGGCGGCCCACCGGUGAGCUUUGUAUAACAGACACGGAACGUGACCGGUCUCACCGUCAAAGGUAAACGUCGCAACGAGGCGUGCAUUUAAGCGCGCGCGCGCGACCCGAACCGUUUAGAUGAACAUGAGUUCGUAUCAGUUCAUGAACUGCUACCAGCAGAGCCAGCAGGCCCAACAGCAACAGGGCCGAGCGGUCACGUCGCCGGUCGACCCGCUGCAGACGGGCAACAGCCCCGGCGGUGGCGGCGCCGCCUCGGCCUCGGCCGCAGACUAUUACGGCCAGGCGGCCCAGGGCGGUGGUGGCGGCGGCGUGUACAACGCUGGCCCGGCCGCCGGCUGUUACUCGCCGCAACAGUACGCGUCGCAGUACAUGCAACAGUCGUCGCCGUCCAUGAUCGACUACACACAACUGCACUCGGUCAACCACCAGCAACAGCACCAGCAGCACCAGCAGCACCAGAGGCUGCAGGCGGCUGCGGCUGCCGCGGCCGCGGGCGCCCACCUGCAACACUUGCAGCACCACGGCGGCGGCGGCGGCGUCGGCGGUCUACCGUCGCCCGGCGGCGGUGGCGCCAUAUCGCCCAUUUCGUCGGCCCUCAACAACAACGUGGUCGGCAUGCCGUCCGCGGCCGGUGGCGGCGUCGUCCAGUGCAAGUACGAGGUGUCCGCCUCGGCGUCGGCCACGCCGAACGGCAUCAGCUCUCCGCAAGACCUGACCACGUCCGCGGCACCGCCACCCGGGUCCCGGUCACCGCCGCCCGCCGUCGUCAUGAAGUCUGUCCGGUCGUCCGGCGGCCCGGUGACCGGUUCAUCGCCGGCCACCCAAGGCCCCGUCUCGCAGACGUCCUCGUCGCCCGCCUCGUCCAUAUCGUCCACGUCGUCGAACGGCGGCGGAGGCGGCAACGGCAACGGGCCCGCAUCUUCGGGCGGCAAACAGGGCUCCGGCCAAAACCCGCCGCAGAUCUACCCGUGGAUGAAGAGAGUUCAUCUCGGACAGAGUACGGUGAACGCCAACGGCGAGACGAAACGGCAGCGCACGUCGUACACCCGUUACCAGACGCUGGAGCUGGAGAAAGAGUUCCACUUCAACCGGUACCUGACCAGGCGGCGGAGGAUCGAGAUCGCGCACGCGCUGUGCCUGACCGAACGGCAGAUAAAGAUAUGGUUCCAGAACAGGCGGAUGAAGUGGAAAAAGGAACACAAGAUGGCCAGCAUGAACAUGGUGCCGUACCACUAUCAUAUGGCCGCCCAGCCCUACGGCACCCCGUACCCGUUCACGCACCUCACCACCUGAGAUUCGUAUUAUUAAUUUAACGGUUCCGUUUAGGCGGCGUCGCCGCCGUCGUCUCCGUCGUCGUCCACAUCGACGGCGGCCGCGGCCGUGGCGUCGCCGAACGGCGAACGCGCGAUAGGUAAGACAACCGUUAAAUUAAUAAUACACACAAAACAAUUUGAAAAAAUUAAACUCACGGGACGUGCGAGAGCGCGUCACGGACGUUACGCACGUCGACGGGUGUGCGCGAAAUUCGCGACUGCGCAUAUCGGUCGUCAUAUCGUGACGAUAUAUAUAAUAAUACGUGUAUAUAAAGUGUACAAAUAUAUAAAUUAUCGUGAAUAUAAAUAUAUGACGACGUGUUUAUGUAUUUAUAUUUCAAUAGGUAAUUAUACUAUUAUAUGAUUCAUUUAUUAUUGCGAUUUGUAUUUAAUUUUAUCGCUUGGACAUCGUAAAAUAAUGUGUUGUAUCGUGUAAUCGUGUAAAUUACAUGUUUUUAAAUAAUAAUAUAAUAAUAUACGACGAACGCACGUCGUAGUAAUAAAAAAAAAAAAAAAAUACAAAAAAACAAAAAAAAAAUCUCUAAAAAACAUUUCUUUCGAUACCUUUCGUUUCGAUUUCAUGUUUUAUCAUAAUAGUUGACCCCGCCGAGUUCAACGAUAAUUUAUUGUCAUAUCGUCAGUAAUGAGCACGCAUUACGGUUAUACCGUGUAUAGCAAUUACACCCAUUUCAUCUAAGAAAUACGUCCAAGACCGAUUUUAAAUAAUGAGCAAUCGUAAAAUCCUCUUGCACAUACGCCCUUCGUAUGCAUAAUAAUAUAAACAACCCUUAUUGCUGCCGAUUCCGGACGGCGUGAGUCUAAAUAUUUACGUGCGUACGAUAAAACCGAAAAAUAAAACACGAACGAGAAGACUACGCUUGAUAAAACGUAGAAAACAACCGCGCGGUUUAGGCGAAAAUGGCGUUUGCUCAAAUUAUUUUUUAUUUUUAUCGUAUGUAUUAAAUGGUCGGCGGAAAAGAGGAGAUAAUGUGAUAAUAACUGUCGAUAAAAUUGGAGAGAUUUUGGAUCGAUACAGAUGUGUUUUUAAUACGCAUACUAUGGACGCGCGUACAAAUAUCCUCGAUAUAUUGUAAUAUUUUUUUUUUUUUUUUACGACACGUAUUAGUCGCGAGACCGAUUUUGUCGAGAUUUGUUACCUAUACGUAUGGCACGCAUCAUUCUAGUGGAAUCUAUGCAAUGUGUAUAGAUCGAUUUCAUACCAUACAAUAAUAUUUCAUACCAUUGUUUCACGAGUAUAUAUUGCCGUUGCACAAGUACCGAUCGUACCGACCCGUCUCUGCAGUAAUCGACCGCGUGUCUUUCACGCAUAAUAUUUACGACUCGUCACAUUAUAACACUUUUAUUUUUGACCGUCGGUCACGACGAGGACCGGGACCCGAGAAGUGUAGGGGACAUAAUAAUACGCAAGUAUUAAAUAUUACAUGCUUUUAGGCCGAGUUUUAGCGGAAACGAACUCAUCGGCAGUACUAUAUAAUAUUAUAAUUUAUAAGUUAUUUAAACGCAAUGUUUUACUAUUACACUCAAACCGGUUUUCACAAAAUUGAGAGAAAAUUUACAAUGUAAUUUUAAAAUCGUUAUAAUAAUAUAUCAUAUAUUUAAACGUCGUCGCACACGUACUCGUGUUUAUAUUAAUAGUAUUUUUAUUAUACGGUUUUAUCGUAAAUUAUUCAUGAUAUUAUAAAUGAAACGACAAAAUGUAAAUAUUCUAUAUACAUAUACUUAAAUAAUAUAAAAAGGUAUAAAAUAUAUUAUAAAUUACGCUGUAACUAUUUUCUGUACAUGUGUUAACCCAGAG